CGCCAACAAACAUCAAAGAGGAAGAAGAAGAACUAUUAACAAAUGGUAGUACCAAAGAUCCAAACCGUCUCUGGUAGUACUCACAGGAUGGCUGAAGAGGAACAUCACAGCGGCUUUUAUAGAAAAAUGCCGAACUAACGUUCAUGCUUGGGAAAUAAGCCUCCUGGAGGAGGGAGGAAGUGUGUGUGUGUGUGUAUAAUCCUGGGCAGCGACGCACAAGUGAUGGGUCCGAGGAGGAAGGCCACUAAACUCCAGCCUGCUGUAGUGGGCAGCGGUGGAGUGGAGCUGGUCCUGAGACCUAGUGAGCCCAAAGACUACAUCAAUGAGUUGUCCCAUGAAGUCCUCUGUCAUAUAUUCAGGUACCUUCCCAUGAAGGACAUCAUGUGUAUGGAGUGUCUGUCCAGAAAGCUUCGAGAAGCUGUAACUCUGUACCUGCGGGUGGUCAAAGUAGUGGACCUAUGUGCUGGUCGCUGGUGGGAGUACAUGCCUUCAGGCUUUACAGACAGCAGCUUUCUGCUCCUUCUGAAGAAGAUGCCAGAUCUGGAGCAGCUAUAUGGCCUCCACCCUCGAUACCUGGAGAGGAGACGAGUCCGAGGCUAUGAGGCUUUCAGUAUACCUGGAGUCCUGGAGGCACUACAAGUCUGUCCCAAUCUGCUGGGUGUGGAGACUUCCCAUCUGGAGCUGGUGGAAGCCAUAUGGAACUACAUGCCCCAGGUUCAUAUACUGGGAAAGUUCCGCAACCGUAAUGGGGCUUUUCCCAUUCCUGCUGAAAACAAACUGACCAUCCCCAUUACUGCAAAGAUCCAGACUCUACAUCUAGUGGGUGUCAAUGUCCCAGAGAUCCCGUGUGUGUCCAUGCUGCGCCACCUUUACCUGAAGUGGGUCCGUCUCACCAAACCCCAGCCGUUUAAGGACUUUCUGUGUGUAAGCCUGAGAACCUUUGUCAUGCGGAACUGUGCAGGGCCAACCAACUCCCUCAAAUAUGUUCCCCUGGUUACUGGUUUAGCAUCAGCCCGGAACCUGGAGCAGCUGGAGUUGGUGAGAGUUCCCUUCCUGGGAGGGCUGAUCCAACAUGUGGUGGAGGACAGCUGGAGAUCAGGAGGAUUUCGGAACCUCCACACCAUUGUGUUUGGAGCCUGUAAGAACGCUCUGGAAGUGGACUUGGGCUACCUCAUCAUCACUGCGGCUCGCAGGCUUCACGAGCUGCGUAUCCAGCCUUCAUUGACCAAAGAUGGAGUCUUCUCAGCUCUCAAAAUGGCUGAACUAGAGUUUCCUCAGUUUGAGACCCUUCAUCUAGGAUACGUGGAUGAGUUUCUGCUGCAAUGUAAGAUGAGUCAUCCAGAACUGGUGAAAUACGGUCUGGCUGAUGUCAUUGAAAACCCAGGCAUCAUCACUGACAUUGGCAUAAAGGUGGUGAACGAGGUGUUCACUAAUAUUAAAUACCUGCUCAUCUACAACUGUCCUCACCUGCAUAACCCUCACCACUGGAUCACAGAUCAGUCCAGAUGGAGUCGCCUUGUUGAUCUCACUCUGGUUCGCUGUCAUGCUAUCAAACUGGAAUCCUUCUCCCAGUUCAUAGAGUUACUCCCCAGUCUGGAGUUUAUCUGUCUGGACCAGAUGUUUAGAGAACCACCCAAGGGCUGUGCCAGGGUGGGCCUGAGUGCAGGGACUGGUAUUGGUGUGUCCUCAGCACUGGUCAGCAACCAGAACUCCAACAAUGACAACGACAACAACAACAACCACCACCACCACAAUAAUGAGGCCAACCUGCCUCCUGCUCCUCCACCUGUCAACAACAUCAACAACAACAACAUCAACAACCAAAGACAGCCGCCGCCGCAACAGCAGCACAAUGCACCAGUGGAGGUAAAUGGGAUUGAGGAUGAAGAGGAGGAAGACGAGGAGGAGGUAAUGCUGGAGGAGGAGAACGUGGAGGCUGAGCCUCAAAUGGAUCUGAAAGGAGCAGAAGGGGAGGUGAGCGCUGAACAAGCUGACGUGGCUCCAGGGCCCAGUCGUCCAGCUGGAACACCACAACCUCCUGAUGAGGAGCAAGCAGGUCCCAGUGGUUUAGUCCAGCAGUGCAGACCAGCUGGUGCCACGGUUCCAAAGCCCCCACUGGUCAUCUCCGACUCGGACAGUGAGGAAGAGGAAGGCCUUGUUUCAAGGCUGAUGCCAGCUUCCUGUUUGCAGCCACCAGCUUCCUGUACAGAAGGUAAAGGUAAGACUCCUCUGAGGCGGAGCAACAAUGUGGCUGUGUCAGUGGCAGUCUCGGGAGAUCAGACAAAGCCUCAGGUGUUAGAAAGCAGCUGUGAGAAGAGCUGUCAGGUGACCAGCGAACAGAUCAAGGCAGACAUGAAGGCUGCUGCUGACAACAGCAGGAGGACUAGCGGUAAAGGAAUUGCUACUGAAGCUGUGGAGACUACUGCAAGACCUAGGGCUGACAGUGGGACAGUACGGGGCACUGGGAGUGCUGGGGCAACAGCAAGGACUGGAGUUAGGCCGGUGACUGGAUCUGUGGGCAGGGUAGGACCUGGAGCAGCCACACCCAGGCAGGUGGGUGGAUGUGGGAGGACAGUGGUGGGGACCAGCCACAGAGCAACCGCAACCACUGACAGAGCGACAGGAACUGGUAGGACUAAUGACAGCACAGAGGUCCCCUCUGGAGCACAGACAGGGGACAGUUGCACAAGGGAGACUGGGCUGAGGCACAGCUCUGGUCCUGCCUGUGUGGACAGUCUGGAGCCCAGAGGUGCUGCUGUAAACCAUGCUUCCAGGAGGCCAACACUGCUGACUGGACAGGGAGAGAGACAACCUGCCGGUUCAGGCUCCCAGCAGGCCCAGGCCAGCGAUGAGGACUUUAUCCCUAGACGUCCUUUGACCCGAUCGUGUACUCGUAUGUCAUCUGAUUCCUUGGUAUCGGAGACAGAUCUUUCAAGUGCCAGGCCUCGAGUAGCAGUGAGGAGGAAACGAAUGGCUGACAAAUCAACCAGCACCUCUGACCCGGUCACGGAGGACGACCACGUACAGAUUUUGUCUCUGAAGAGUAAGAACCUGGUGGGCAUCACUCUGACCAACUGUGGAAUCACUGACCUGGUCCUCAAAGACUGCCCCAAGAUGAUGUUCAUUCAUGCUACCAGAUGUCGAGUGUUGAAGCAGCUGCGAGUAGAAAGUGCCCCCAUAGUGAACCGGUUUGAUUACGCUCAGUGUAAGAAGCUGGACAUGGAACAGGUCCUGGAUCAGAUACUGAGAAUGCCUCCUGAGAGGAACCGCAUCAUCUAUAUGCGCCCUAUGCACCAGAUUGACUCCGUAGCAUUGGAGCGUCAGCUCUUCCAGGGGCCCUAUCCCUAUCACAUUGCUAUAGUGCAUGAGUUCAGCAACCCCCCAAAUAUACGCAACAAGGUUCGCAUUCGCAGCUGGAUGGACACCAUAGCCAACAUCAGCCAAGAGUUGAUCAAGUAUGAGUUCUUCCCUGAGGCCACCCGGACAGAAGAGGAUGUGAAGAAGUAUCCCAAAUACCCCUGGGGCCGGGACAUCUAUACACUGGAGGGAGUGGUGGAUGGCGCUCCCUACAGCAUGGUAACAGACUUCCCCUGGCUGAGGACUCUGAGAGCAGCUGAUCCCAACAGCUACGCCCGCUAUGACUUUGAGGACGAUGAAAGCACCACCAUCUACGCACCCAGGCGUAAAGGCCAGCUGUCAGCUGACAUCUGCAUGGAGACCAUCGGGGAAGAGAUCUCCGAGCGCCGACAGAGCAAAAGAGGAGUGUUUCAGAGAGUGGUGGUCCUUUUCCUCCAUCACUGUGAUACACCAGGAGAACCUGUGGAUGAUGACUACAUCUAGACACCCCAAAACACUCCUCUGCCCAUCACAUCAAGAGCAAUCUCAACACCUGACAGUCCUGCAGCACUGCCUGAGUUCCUUACUGAAAACACUCCUUUUUUUUUUUUUAUGGUUUUAUUUGGAAAAGUGACGUAGAGAUGUAUAGUCUGUUUGGAUGAGGUUACCAAUAUAACCUAAAACAUUUACGAGCACCCUAGAACUGUAAAUUCUCAAAUAAAAGCAGAGUAAAAGAAAACAAAUCUUGCGACGGUGGACAUAACUCAAUCUCUGCUCAAAUGGUAAAUUCAGCAUGACUUAGAUUUUCAUUUAACGACUGAAAACAUUUGCUUUCAACAUGAGGUAGUUAGAAACAAAGGCCCGUCUCUAAUAUAGUCCUGUUCCAAAUAAGGUCCAUUUUUGGCAUCCUCUGGUGUUUUCAGCUGCUUGUCUUGUCUAUCAUGCAGAAAAGGAUUAUGCUGUUGGUCUGAUCUUUCACCUGUCCACUGCUACAGUCUGCCUACCUCUGUACCACACAUGACCAAUCAGACAGACAGAAAUUGCCUUAGACAGAAAUGUCAAAGAAAAUAUGCUUUUUUUUUAAUUAAUUUUUUUAAGGUUUUUUUUUUUUAUUUAUUUUUUUACCUUCAACAUGCCGAACAGUGGGUGGUUUUGAAAGGUGGCCGGUAUUUGUCAUGGGUUUGCAUUUUACUUCAGCAAGCACUAAAUGGGGGGGGGGGGGAGACAAAGAUGUUCAGUCCACAUGAGCUGAAAAAAAACUUCCCUAAAAUAGAUUUUUGCAAAAAAGUCCUCUUUGCUUGUUAGGCCCAUUUGGAUAAAGCUAAACGCCCCACCGCCAAAGAACUAACUCCUGUUUAUUGAAACUGAUGAUUCCGAUGAACUACGUUGUGUAACUCACAUUCUCACUCAACCAGCCUGACCUGGAAGCCAAUUACAACACAAAUAUAACAUGUCCUACAUGGCUUUGUCAUGUUGAGAUACUGUAGCAUUUGACUAAGCAGCAUAAAUGGAGCUAUUGUAACUGCUGCAAAAUACUACAUUGGCUUUGUUGCAGUUGAUCAGUUCUCAGCUUUGGCAAUGACCAAACAAAAUGCUUUGGAUUGGAUAGUUCAGCCCUGGUCAGACAUGCCCAAAAAUAUAAGAAUAAAACCAUCUAAAGCUACGUUUAGCUGCUCUGCUGUCUAUCAUCAUCAUUAUCGUAAGCUGGGAGGUCCCUAUGUGUUAGAGAAAUGUACAACUGAGUUAAUUUGCACAAACCGAUGAAUGUGCCAUAUUGCAUAACCAGGGUGACCGAAGGAUACCACAGUGUUGUUAAAAUGCAACUCAAAGCUGUGAUUUUGGACUUCUGCAAUGUCCAGUCACAGUCAGGAUGUUUCACAUAACGAUGCCACUGAACAUAUCUUCCUAGUUGGCUGUUGGAGCAGAUAAUGUGGCUUUAUUUUGUUCCUGACACACGCUUGUGUUAUGUUGAUUUUUGAUCCAUGGCAAGUUUAAAAAAAGUCGAACAUUAGAUUUGAGUUCUGAAAUAAGUCUGAAUUUUGAAGGGCAGGGGGAGUUUGAAUUAUAAGAAUAUACGCCGAAUUCUUGGACUUUGUGAUUUUUAGACUAUUUUUUAUUUAAUUUUUUUUUCCUAACUUUUGUUCUCACGAGUUCUGAAUGUUUUCUCAUUUUUCUCAUUCUUAUUCCCAUCUCCCUACGGGGAUUAUGAAAGGAUGGGUCCGUGUCAUACACAUUGAUACAGUAUGUAUCACUAGGAUACAGCUGAUGACUGUCUGACAGAAAUUUCUCCAAGGGGAGAAAUCGGAACAAUACAGCAAACCAAGACGUAACAAAUACACUUAAUCUCUUCUGUAGCACGCAAAGUUUGGGAGGAAAAAAAAUGUAGUUGUAGUCUGACUUGAAGAACUGACUGCUCAGCCUCAGCCUGUCUCCUGUAGUACUUCACUGUUUUCUUAAAGUCUUCCCUUUAUCCGAAUCUGUGUGAUGCCCUUCGAGACAGAUAGAGAUGCCAUGUUCUAGUAUUUUUGGAUCUGCCCUUAACCUCUCGUCCGAAAAGAGUUGUAUCAUGAACUGAACCAUCUUACUGUUUUUGUUUUCGUGUUGAGAAUUUAUUUUCAUUGCAAAGGGAUUAACACCCCAAAAGGUGCUGGAUUACUUUUUUCCUCUUCUUGAGGAAUCCGAUUGGUUGGCUUAGACAGGAUUUUGUUGGUCAUGUAUAUGGACAGCUCUGCCCUGUAUGACUGUAUGCAGUGGAUAGAACUGAUUUGUCUAGGUUCAGGAUGUGGGUAUUACUCGCAUAUGGAAAAGGCUUUGGGUUCAGAAAGAUGAGCAACUUCUUUAUGGAUUAACUGUGAAUGUUCACUAUCAAAGGAUCUGAAAAUUCUUUUUGGCAGGUUGAAUGGACUGAACAUGAUGCGAGUCCAGCCUUCUGUUUGUGUAUUGACAACUGUACAGAUGUCAUGGAUGAUGAUAUGCUUCCAUGGUGUUUAUAUGUUUAUAACAAAAGAUUAUUUCACAUAUUGAAAAAUAAAAUUACUAAAAAUAA
Messenger RNA from Perca fluviatilis (European perch), 6382 nucleotides. It is a transcript of the gene fbxo38, whose product is annotated as F-box protein 38. Gene Ontology annotation, biological process: protein K48-linked ubiquitination; SCF-dependent proteasomal ubiquitin-dependent protein catabolic process. The record is from RefSeq and is a predicted model, not a curated record. Gene Ontology annotation, molecular function: protein binding. Lineage: Eukaryota; Metazoa; Chordata; Actinopteri; Perciformes; Percidae. Gene Ontology annotation, cellular component: cytoplasm; nucleus. The coding region runs from base 223 to 3840 and encodes 1205 amino acids. The transcript has 21 exons.